This is a messenger RNA of Lathyrus sativus (Indian pea), 618 nucleotides long. Lineage: Eukaryota; Viridiplantae; Streptophyta; Magnoliopsida; Fabales; Fabaceae. The record is from the annotation of a GenBank genome assembly.
AUGAGGACACGAUUGGAUACAACUAUUGGCAUUCGGUCAAACUUUCACGGAAACUGUAAGAAGGGAAUGACCGAUGAAGCGAGUAAAUCUAGCAGCCAUAAUGUCAUUCAAUUUGAUCGCGAGAGAUUCUGUUUUAUGGUUGCCGAAAGCAUUAAUCAACGCGAUGGCCGACCAUUAGGUACUUUUAGCGAUGAUCUCAGGAGGGGGUGGUGCGAUUGUGGGAGGUUUCAGGCAUUUCAUUUACCUUGCUCACAUGUAAUCGUAGCAUGUGCCAGUAUACGACAGGACCAUAACAUGCACAUACUAGAUGUUUUCAAGGUUCUGAGUGUAUUCAAAGUCUACAACAAAAGCUUCCUUGGACUUCCACACCAGCAAAAUUGGCCAACAUAUGAAGGAUUCACUCUUUGCCAUGACGAGACAAUGCGAAGGAACAAGAAAGGGCGUCCAAAUAGUACAAGAAUUAGAACUGAAAUGGACGAUCUUGAGAAAGAAAAGAGAAGAUGUGGAAUAUGUCGAGAAAUUGGUCAUAUGCGUAGAAAAUGUCCGAACGUGGCAGACCCGUCUAAAUUAUUUUAUUUGUUUUUCAAAUUAUGUAGUGAGUUUUUAAUAUUUAAAUGA